AUGGCGCCUCAUAUUCCUGAUGAGAUCUUGAGUCACAUCAUGUGUUAUCUCGUCCCUGUGCUGCCUUGCAAGCGCCGCCCAUGGCGAUAUGACCACUCACUCCGACCGAUCGACUUGGCUUCCCUUUGUCUAGUAAGCCGAAGGUUUCGCCAUAUCGCCCAACCUCUGCUAUACCACACUAUCGACCUUACCUGCAGUACCGAUCGAGCAAAUGACGGGGAAUUCCUCAUGUGGCCAGGCUAUCUCCUCAAAACGAUAGUGAAAAAUCCACACCUGGCAAAGUACAUCCGUGUCCUGGCCAUGACAGAUAUGGUAUUUCUCUAUGAAAAGCCAAAAAUGGUAUUUCUCCCUGAAACGUCAUCGAGUGACUUCCCUUGGGAUGUUCCGCGCUGUAUCCGAUGCGCUUUGGAACCGCAAAUAGCAGACAAUAGUUAUAAUUUGCCAUCUAUCGCCUUGCUUCUGUACGCUACUAUGGCCGAGAAGAUCUUUCUCUUCCCUAGCGAUCCGGACGGUAUUGAAGUCGGGUGGAUCGUGAGAUCAUGGCACCCACGGGGUCAGCCUCUUGACCCUUCAAUCGACCUUGGCUCGGAUCUGACCCUCGAGCUAGGUCCGUUUGCUAAUUAUGGUCUUCCCUGCCUGAAAGAGCUCUAUGUGGAUCAAGCAGACGACGAGUAUUGGACUAUCCCGCUUUUAGAAUUCUUAGAGAAGCCAGGCCUCUCUAUCUUUCACCUAAAUCAUGCACGUUCACUCACGACUCUCUUUGUCCCUCAGCCUCUUGAAGGCCCAUUAUCCAGUGUACACGACUUAAAACUUAGUGACUGCUAUAUGGAGUCUCAAAGUCUGGAAAACAUUCUUCGCAGUUGUCCAAGGCUUCAAGUUCUCAGUGUUCAUGUGGCCGAGAUAGAAUGGGCUGAGCAGUUCUUUCGGCAAUGGCAUCCUGACAUCUUUUGGACUAUUAACCUUAAACAUAUCGGCCAAGCCCUACGAGAUUUCGGGGGAAAUUUGAUCGAUCUACAUCUUGAUUUCUCAAAUUUUAAGAUGGCACGUCCAAUCACUAGUCGAAUUGGGUCUUUGUGCAGCAUGUCGAAACUCCGCCAUCUACAAUGUUAUAGGAACGACUUGAUCAUCGCUCAAGAACUAGGCGAGGAACAAGAGGAGAAUACCUUGCCGCUGGAUAGUGUUUUACCACCAUCAAUCGUAACACUCAGCAUCCAUUACAUGGAACAUGAUAUUCUACUGUCACCACCAAGCAGUGUAAUAUCUGCAGAAAUAGAGAGCAUACUGUCCAGCAGGCGUCUGCAGUGCCUCGAACAGCUCCGAAUUCAGAGAUAUAUCCCUGAUACUCAGGACGAACUGAUCUUGUUUCAAACCAAGAUGCCUGGUUGGUCCUUUGACUUCAAGAAAACCCCAUGCAAGGUUCAGAAUGGCUUUAUUGAGUAUCUACGUUUUGAUAGAUUUGGGUGA
This is a messenger RNA of Clonostachys solani, 1464 nucleotides long. Lineage: Eukaryota; Fungi; Ascomycota; Sordariomycetes; Hypocreales; Bionectriaceae. The record is from the annotation of a GenBank genome assembly.